AUGUUAGAAUUCAGGAAAUUGCAUGGCUAUUUCAUCCAGAACAUCAGCUCAGAGACUAACAGUGUGCUGGAAAGAAGCAUUUUCCAUGCAGAGUGUCUGAUUCAUACAAGCUCACUACCUUUGCUCGCCAUGGAAGUAUUCCAGCAUCAGCUACUCUGUCUUGUUGGGGGUCUGAUCUGUUUCUGUACUCUGGUAAAGUGCAUCAGAUUUAUGAAAGACCUUUUCCCAUACAUCUGGAGUUCUUUACAUUAGGAUUUCUUUCAGUCAGUGGGAGAAGGGGCAGUGAAGCAAAAUCCCGAGAAAGGUUCAGAUUAUGAGAGUGCAAACAUCAAAACAGUUAGAGAGCUGGCCACAGAUCAAAACGUGAAGGUUACACAGGCUGAUUUCACUAAAAAUUCGGUGUAGGAGAACACUGAAAAAGGUGUGAAAGACUUGGGUAUGUUGUAUCUGGUUAACAAUGCUGGAAUGCUUCAUAAUCCUCUUCCAUGCCCUUUCCUUAAUAAGAAGAUUUGCUUCAGGAUUAAAGAAAAAUUUCAAGACAGUCAGAAAGGUCUGAUUCUGAAUCUGUCCUCUGGUUCGGGUACUUUCCCUUGUCCAUUAUAUACAAUGUACUCAGCCAUAAGAGUUAUUCUUGUACUUCCACAACACCUACAAGCAGAGUGGAAGGCAAAGGUAAUUAUUAUACAGAUAGUGAUUCCUUAUGGUGUUUCUGCUGCAGUGACAAUGUACCAAAACCCUGGUGUUAUUACAAAGACAGCAGAAGAGUUUGUUAGAGAAUCACUGGAGUAUAUCACCUUUGGAGAGGAGUUUUUUGGAUGUUUCACCCAUGAAACCUCUGAUUGA
This is a messenger RNA of Ficedula albicollis (Collared flycatcher), 843 nucleotides long. It is a transcript of the gene HSD17B3, whose product is annotated as hydroxysteroid (17-beta) dehydrogenase 3. The record is from RefSeq and is a predicted model, not a curated record. The transcript is spliced from 10 exons. Gene Ontology annotation, cellular component: endoplasmic reticulum. Lineage: Eukaryota; Metazoa; Chordata; Aves; Passeriformes; Muscicapidae. Gene Ontology annotation, molecular function: oxidoreductase activity.